This is a messenger RNA of Limulus polyphemus (Atlantic horseshoe crab), 876 nucleotides long. RefSeq names its product trafficking protein particle complex subunit 3-like (gene Bet3). Bases 279 to 818 code for a protein of 179 amino acids. The record is from RefSeq and is a predicted model, not a curated record. Gene Ontology annotation, biological process: intra-Golgi vesicle-mediated transport; endoplasmic reticulum to Golgi vesicle-mediated transport. Gene Ontology annotation, cellular component: cytosol; TRAPP complex; cis-Golgi network membrane. NCBI's taxonomy places the organism in Eukaryota, Metazoa, Arthropoda, Merostomata, Xiphosura, Limulidae. The transcript has 5 exons.
AAGUGUUAUUUUUUAAUACGCCUUUGAUUUCGAAAUGAAUAGAGUAAUAGGAAUGUGUAAGGAAGAAAAAAAUACAAUAUACGUGGUUUUGUAGCAGUUUUAAGUCAAAUUGGCUGAUUUGAUUUUCCAUAACUCAUGAUUGGGUUAUCGAAUAUGUAUUAUCUCUAGUGAUUUUGGUAGUGUAGUGUUUGGAGAAGAACUAAUUGUUGUAGUAGAAUAGUUGUGACAGAAAAACGUAUAUGCUAAGUUAGCAAAAGUAAAUUAAAACACAUUUAGAAAUGUCUAGGCAAGGAAUGAGAAGCACUGAUCCAAAAAAAGUUAACUCGGAGCUAUUUACUUUAACUUAUGGAGCAUUGGUAGCACAAAUUUUGAAAGAUUAUGAAAAUGAUGAUGAAGUGAACAGACAACUGGAUCGUAUGGGUUACAAUAUUGGUGUUCGACUUAUUGAGGACUACCUAGCUCGUACUGGUUCUGGAAGAUGCUACGAUCUCAGAGAUACAGCUGAUAAAUUGCAGAUGGCGUUUAAGAUGUAUCUUAGCAUCACUCCAUCAGUUACAAAUUGGAGUCCAGCUGGAGAUGAAUUUUCCCUAAUCCUUGAGAAUAACCCUCUUACAGAGUUUGUGGAGCUACCAGAAGGACACGGUGGAUUAAAAUAUUCAAAUAUUUUGGCUGGAGUAUUGAGGGGAGCAUUAGAAAUGGUACAGUUAGAAGUGGCUGCCUGGUUUGUCCAAGAUCAAUUGGCAGGAGACUCGUGCACAGAAUUAAGAGUCAAAUUUCUCAAGAGACUAGAAGACGCAAUGCCAGUUGGAGAAGAUUGAUCCUGUUUGUAAAUGUAAUCUUUAUAAUACAAACAAUAAAUUACCAUAAGACCUAAAA